GAUGACCACCGCAACCCGCUGACAUAAACCUAGGUUAGCUUCGUAAAUCAGAGCCCCGUGCCGAUGAACGACGAAUACCUCAACGUACUCCACCUUCUCAUCCUCAAACCCUCGCUCCAAACACUAACAGCCCUAGUACAUCGAAUCCAUCCCAACUCUCUCCAUGGCCCUCAUCGCCCUUGGCCGCUCCUGGCACACCGAACUCAACGCCCCUAUCUACAAAGCCAUUGACGCGCUAUCUGAGAGCCUUUUUGCCUACUCCUCCGACCUCCUUGAACGCGACCUCCUAACCGGCAACACCACCCUCCCAACGCUCCACGCCUCUGGCUCUCUCUCCAACGCUCAAGCCUGCUGGAGCAAGAUCCUAAACUACCCCGGCGGCGAUCACAAGAGCGGGCACGGGAGUAGUAGUAGCUACCACCGCCGCCGCCGCCGCGUUUCCUUAUCUGCGCGCCGGGCACUCGCUCUGUACUUCAAGCCGGCCAACGAAAAUGGAAACCCAGAAGCAGUCCACACGCUCCCCACCAGCCCGCGUGGCCCGUCUGAUCCCGUCGUCAAUCCCCAUCGUCCCCACCGUCGAGGUCCCCACCGGCGCCGCCGCCAGCUCGUCACAGAAGACGGCGUGAACACCGGCGCCGCCCCCGCAUCUGACCCGCGCCCCCGUCUCCAGUACCGGCGCCACGGCACCAUUCCCGGCCGCUCCAUCGUCCCAUGGGCCUGAUGCCGCGAUUCUACAUUCUGCGUCUCAUGCCUCGGAAACUGAAGUUCAAGCUCGGGAAAUGGAAACGGGUGGUCCAUCCCAGGCUGUGGGUGAAGCAGCGGGUGGGGCGGCGGCUGAUACGGGAGUCGCUGAGGAGUAGGCAGGUGAGGCGGUUGGUUUGGU
Molecule: messenger RNA, 883 nt
Organism: Mytilinidion resinicola
Lineage: Eukaryota; Fungi; Ascomycota; Dothideomycetes; Mytilinidiales; Mytilinidiaceae
Exons: 2
Coding region: 164-721 (185 amino acids)
Source: RefSeq, a predicted model, not a curated record